Cuscuta epithymum is the source of this 1753-nucleotide messenger RNA. Lineage: Eukaryota; Viridiplantae; Streptophyta; Magnoliopsida; Solanales; Convolvulaceae. The record is from the annotation of a GenBank genome assembly.
GUACAAUCCAUAUUCGAUUCGCAUAUUACUUCACCUUUUACUGUUCAACUUUUCCUCAAUUCCUUGAAAUAUGAAUUAGUUUAGUGGUUGGUCAUGAUAUAACAACAACCGUGGAACUGGAAUACGAACUAGAGUAAUUGGAGGAGUUGUGGGGAAAUAAUUGAAGAAUCAGUAUGAUUCUAAUGGCACAUAAAUGUUGGGGCUGUACAGAAUUCAGCAUCUUCUCUAGGUGGUAGCCGGUAGGUGGUUCCCAAGAGUUCGUUUUUGAGAUAAAGAUAUGGUCCCAUCAGCCCAUAUAAAGCAGCAAUUUGUGCAGUCACAGGAGUAGCUUAUGUGAAGAUGCAUAUACAAUAGCACAGCCUUUCUAUUAGUUUGUUCAGAUAUUGUUAGAACAGUUAGAUAGAUAGCGUACUAUCCCUGUACUAUAAAUACAGGUUGUUCAAGCUUUAUAUGAUAAUGAGAUCAUUUUCUUCUUUUUCAUCUUCUUCCGCUUAUCUCUGCUAAUAUGGUAUCAGAUGUUCAUCAUCCUUUCUGAAGUUUCCUGAUCUCAUUUCACCAUGGUUACUACUCGAUCUUCCUCUGAUGGUCUCGAAUCCACUCCGGAUCAUCUUGUAAAUCCAUCGAAUCCGCUGUAUCUACAUCCAAAUGAGAAUCCAACUCUAGUUCUUGUUUCAACUCUUCUUACCGAGAAGAACUAUCAUUCAUGGAAACAUCAAAUGCUCGCAAUGCUGGAAUCCAAAAACAAACACAAAUUUGUUGAUGGCUCAUUUCCUUCACCAUCCAUCAGCGAUCCUCUCUACGAGUCAUGGCGAAGGUGCAACCGAAUGGUUAUGGCAUGGCUCAUGAGAUCUAUGACUUCUCAGAUUGCAGAAUCAGUUGUAUACUUUGACACAGCAACUGCAAUUUGGAAGGAUCUUUCUGCUCGAUUUUCACAUGGCAACAUGUUUCGUAUUGCUGACCUAACUGAGGAGAUUCAACAAGUGCGUCAAGGAUCUCUUUCGGUAACUCAAUAUUUCACUAAACUUCAGACUUUAUGGAAAGAAUUAGAACAAUACCGCACUGUUUUAAUCUGUAAAUGUUCUCCCACUUGCUCUUGCGGAAUUUUGGAGAAAAUCAUUAAAGAACGAGAAGAUGAAUGUACAAUCAAAUUUCUUAGAGGCUUGAAUGAAGAUUUUGCUCACACCAGAUCACAGAUCAUGAUAAUUGCUCCUAUGCCUCCUUUAAGCAGAGUUUUUUCUCUAAUUCUGCAACAUGAAAGGGAAUUUGGAUCCAUUACUUCUCAGAAUAUUUUCAACACACCUUCAUGCAAUGCUGUAACUCAAAUUCCAUCCCAAAAUACUCAAUAUGCUAGAGGUUCCUCUAAUAUAAGAGGCAAUUUUCAGAAUAACCGUGGUGGUGGUAGGACUCCUUCCGGUGGAAGAGGCAGAGGGAACCGUUAUUGUGAACAAUGUGGAAGAACAAAUCACACAAAGGAUACAUGCUUUCAGAUAUAUGGCUAUCCUCCAGGCUAUAAAUCUAAAAACAACAACACUUCUGCUUCUUCAUCUGCAAAUAUGGCUACCCUUGAUCCUAAUGCAAACUCUCAGUUGACAAAUUCUGCAGAAAACAUCUUUGAAGAUGAUUGGACUAGCUAACAAGUUUCAAGGACUAUACUGUUUGCAUUCCAAAAAUAAUGUAGCUUUUUCUUCUUGUAAUGUUUCUGAUGUUAUUCCCAAUGUAAUCAAUAAAACUACAACAGGACACACAGUUCCUG